UUUGUAAUUCAGGCGCCGCGGGCACCCAUCAGCGUGUAACCGGCUUACUACUGAUUCUACGUUCCUUUCGAGCCGGUGAAUAAGCCAUGCCGACUGUCAGUGUUAAGAGAGACCUGCUGUACCAGGCCUUGGGCCGUACUUACACUGAUGAAGAAUUUGAUGAGCUAUGUUUUGAGUUCGGCCUGGAGUUAGAUGAGAUUACCUCAGAGAGAGAAAUUAUUAGCAGGGAAAAGGGUGAUGUAAAGGCAGACGGGGCGUCAGAUGUCAUUCUCUUCAAGAUUGAUGUACCUGCUAACCGCUAUGACCUGCUAUGUCUGGAAGGGCUGGUGCGGGGGCUGCAAGUCUUCAAAGAAAGGAUAGAGGCACCCAGAUAUAAACGGAUUACCCCGGAUGAUAAACAGCUGCAAAGGCUUUUUAUCACAGAGGAGACCUCUCUAGUUCGCCCCCAUGCCGUGGCUGCCGUGCUAAGGAACAUCACAUUUACGCAAGAGAGAUAUGAAAGUUUUAUUGACCUGCAAGACAAGCUUCAUCAGAACGUCUGCAGGCGGAGGACAUUGGUGGCCAUCGGAACACAUGACUUGGACACCAUCUCAGGGCCUUUUAUUUACACAGCUAAGCCACCAUCUGAAAUCCGAUUCAAGCCCCUGAACCAAAGCAAGGAAUACAGCGCCCCGGAGGUGAUGGAGCUCUAUAGGACUGACAGCCAUCUCAAGCAUUUCCUGCACAUCAUCGAAGAUAAGCCAGUUUACCCUGUAAUCUAUGACAGCAACGGGAUUUUACUGUCUAUGCCGCCGAUAAUCAACGGCGAUCAUACGAAAAUCACCUUGAAUACACGGAAUGUGUUCAUCGAGUGCACUGCAACAGACUUAACCAAGGCUAAAAUAGUUCUCGAUAUCUUGGUUACCAUGUUCAGUGAAUAUUGCGACGAACCCUUCACUGUUGAAGCGGCUGAGGUUAUCUACCCGGAUGGAAGAACAUGUAUUUACCCGGAAUUGUCUUAUCGUAAAGAAUCUAUACAUGCUGAAAAAAUAAAUGGUAACAUCGGAAUCAGCGAGACACCGUCCAGACUGGCAAACUUGCUCACACGAAUGUGCCUGAAAUCCGAGGUGCUGGAGGACGGAAAGCAGAUCGAGAUAGAAAUCCCCCCAACGCGAGCAGAUAUCAUUCACGCCUGCGACAUUGUGGAGGACGCGGCCGUUGCGUUUGGGUUCAAUAAAAUUCCGAAGGUCAUUCCGAAAACAUACACUAUAGCAAAUCAGUUGCCCCUGAAUAAGCUCACAGAAUUACUGCGUCAGGACCUGGCUGCUGCCGGAUUCACAGAGGCACUGACGUUUGCCUUGUGCUCCACAGAUGACAUUGCUGAUAAACUUGGUGUUCCUGUUUCAUCCACUAAGGCCGUGCACAUUGCAAAUCCUAAAACUGCCGAAUUUCAGGUGUCUCGUACAACCCUAAUUCCAGGGCUGCUCAAAACUAUCGCUGCAAAUCGGAAAAUGCCUCUUCCUCUGAAGCUGUUUGAGAUCUCUGAUGUGGUACUGAAGGACUCUUCUCGAGAUGUAGGGGCCCGGAAUCACAGACACCUCUGUGCGGUUUAUUAUAACAAGAACCCUGGAUUUGAAGUGAUUCAUGGCCUGUUGGACCGGAUAAUGCAGCUUUUGGCAGUGUGUCCCGGCGGCGAGAACGGAUACCAUAUCAAGGCUGCGCAAGACCCGGCUUUCUUUCCCGGACGUUGUGCUGAGAUCCUGGCUGGUGGACGCAGCAUCGGAAAACUAGGUGUCCUCCACCCGGACGUCAUAACGAAAUUUGACCUGACCCUGCCGUGUUCUGCCCUUGAAAUAACCGUGGAGCCUUUUUUAUAAUAUAGCGCAGUUUCUUUUUACUGGAUUUUACACAAAUAUGUUGCAGGACUUAUUAAUAGUAACUCCGGUAAAGGCGAAGCAAUCGGCAGGAACAUUCUGCUGGCCACAGUUAUGAUCGCUCUGCUUUUUUUUUUGUAUGUAAUGGCUAUACCGACCUUUGCUGAUUGUUCCACUUUAAGACAAAAUCUGCCUCUCGGUGAACACUCUUUAUAGUACAGAACAUCCGCUUAAUCAUUACAAGAGACACGUAUUUAUUUGUCGGCUUCUUAGAGAUGCAUCCGAAUAAAUGGCCUCUAUUAUUAA
This is a messenger RNA of Spea bombifrons (plains spadefoot toad), 2159 nucleotides long. It is a transcript of the gene FARSB, whose product is annotated as phenylalanyl-tRNA synthetase subunit beta. Gene Ontology annotation, biological process: phenylalanyl-tRNA aminoacylation. NCBI's taxonomy places the organism in Eukaryota, Metazoa, Chordata, Amphibia, Anura, Pelobatidae. Gene Ontology annotation, cellular component: phenylalanine-tRNA ligase complex; cytoplasm. The coding region runs from base 87 to 1856 and encodes 589 amino acids. Gene Ontology annotation, molecular function: ATP binding; magnesium ion binding; phenylalanine-tRNA ligase activity. The record is from RefSeq and is a predicted model, not a curated record. The transcript is spliced from 17 exons.